Molecule: messenger RNA, 1321 nt
Organism: Penaeus chinensis
Lineage: Eukaryota; Metazoa; Arthropoda; Malacostraca; Decapoda; Penaeidae
Exons: 2
Coding region: 105-704 (199 amino acids)
Source: RefSeq, a predicted model, not a curated record
AGCCCCUCAGUUGAUGUCAGAGCUCCAUUGAGACAGGCACGUUCACUAAUUCUCCAAAAUAAUCUUUAAAAAAAGAAUAAGAACCAGCGAAGAAAACCCAAGGAAUGAAGGCCACAACCCAGGUACUGCUUGCAGUGUGCUUGCUCGCCAAGUGUUUUGGAAACUGCGAAGGGAAGGAGGAGAAGAAAGACGGCCCUCGCGCUGCUCAUAUAACAGACCCCGCGAAAAACGAAGCCUCACCUACCCUGGAGAUCAUCGACUUUGUUCCUUUCCAUCUGACAAAAGCCAAGGAACAUCGGUUCAACCUAAUUAUCACUUUCGGCAGGAAUGACCAUCCAGGAGGGCGUAACGAUGGCUUCCCUGAAAUCAUGGGGAUCGAGCCAGCCGAGAAUCCGCGCGAGACAGCGGAGGACAACAACACCGACGAGUGGCUGAACAACACAGUGUUGUACGUCGCCAUCGCCAUCGCCCUUGCCCUAUGCCUAUCAAUAGUCGGCCUCCUCGUGACCAUUGGAUACUACCAGAAACACAAGCGGUACAUCGUCGCCAGCAGAUCCUCUUCCCUUGCAGGUGCCUCUUCAGGUUCCUCUCCACCCGACGCAGAAGUUCGUCUCUAUCCGUCCCGCUUGGGCGUGGCUAACAUAAAGCUCGUAGCCAGCCUCAUGGACGAGAAAAAGACUGAUGAUCUCAACAGGCUCAUCUAAGGUUCAACCCAACCCAUUCCUAUCUGUAUAUGUGUAAAAGUCAUGAAUGAGAAUUAAUAUCUUCACAAUACAAGGGAUGUAUUUGACUGGUUUCGAUUAUAUCUUCGUCAGAAAUACACGUACAAAGAUAUAAUUGAAACUGGCCAAAUACAUUUCCUGUAUUGUGAAGAUAUUCAUUCUCAUUUAUACCUUUUAUACAUUUGUCAGCAUGAAUACGGUUCAGCAUUUCCCUUUGUUAGGUUCCUUGAGGCAACGCUAGGUUAGCAAUAAUUAUUACAUAUUUUGAAUGCUCGACGCAGCAUCAGGGGUUUAACUAUUUCCUUUUGAUUAUCACUUGGGGCUUAAUGAGGGCAAAGCUUAUGUGUUUGCAGUUAUUUAGGCAAAAGAGCAAACAAUGUAUAAUGAACUGCAGGCCGUAGAACCAUUGUAAUAACCAUUUCCUUUUCAUUAGAUUACCUAGACAGGAUGAGUGUAACACCUGUUUCCUUGCAAAGUCCUUGUGUUGCUUUAUAACAAAAAAUAGACUCGCAAACUGCUUAUAUUGUACGCUUUUUGGAGGGGAACAUUUUCUUAUGAUUCUUUACAUUUGUAACAGAUUUGAAUAAAGGUAGAAUACU